AUGGUCGAUAGUGGUGUCCCCCAGGGUUCAGUGCUAGGACCCAUUUUGUUCCUUAUCUACGUGGACGAUGCCGCAAGAGAAUUAGACUGUGAAGUAGCAAUGUUUGCGGAUGACAUGAAGAUAUGGAGUGUAAUUCGGGGUCCUGCCGACGAAGACAGACUGCAGAUGAACCUGAAUCGGUUGGAGGAGUGGUCAAACCGUUGGCUCCUGCGGUUCAACAUUGACAAAUGUAGCAUACAUCGCCUAGGCAACACAGCCAAAUCUGCCAGCACAAGAGGCUACUUUCUGGGCGGUGCAGCCCUACAAGAGGUCGAAGCCCAAAAGGACCUCGGUGUGCUUACGAUGAGUUCCCUAAAACCAUCCGCCCACUGUUCGAGGGUGGCAAAAAGCGCAAUGUCCGUACUGUACGCCAUCAAGCGUGCGUUUAUGGACUUUGACGAAGAUGCUUUCUCUAAGACAUUCGGAACAUUCGUCCGGCCGCAUUUAGAGUACGGCAUACAAGCUUGGAGGCCGUGGGCUGUUGUGGAUCAAAACUGCCUCGAAAGAGUCCAGAGGAGAGCCACGAAGAUGGUUAGGGGUCAAAGCUCCUUUCCUUAUGCAACUCUUUCCUUUGGGUUACAGGCAACUUCGCGGAGAUCUCUUGCAGGCCUUCCGCAUUGUAAAGGGGUUGGAUUGCAGUCUGGCCUUCGAGGACUUUUUUGAAUUUGCUACCACGACCAACCUCCGAGGUCACCCGUUAAAACUGCGCACUCAGCAGGCACGGCGGGAUGUGCGGAAGUUCUCCUUCUCGGUUCGGGUUGUCAAACCAUGGAAUGAGCUUCCCGCAGAUGUUGUGAUGUCACCAUCUAUACAAAGUUUUAAGAAGAAUCUGGACACAUUUAUGUUCCGAAAUGACCAAGAGCGAUGA
Spirometra erinaceieuropaei is the source of this 907-nucleotide messenger RNA. The record is from the annotation of a GenBank genome assembly. NCBI's taxonomy places the organism in Eukaryota, Metazoa, Platyhelminthes, Cestoda, Diphyllobothriidea, Diphyllobothriidae.